Messenger RNA from Desarmillaria tabescens, 654 nucleotides. RefSeq lists its product as uncharacterized. NCBI's taxonomy places the organism in Eukaryota, Fungi, Basidiomycota, Agaricomycetes, Agaricales, Physalacriaceae. The coding region runs from base 25 to 654 and encodes 209 amino acids. The transcript is spliced from 2 exons. The record is from RefSeq and is a predicted model, not a curated record.
CUUACGACCUUCACGAUUACCACCAUGCUCGUCCCCUUCCCGUCCUCGAGCCCUGUGCUGUCUUCUUAUAUACCCAGUAUACCAGACGAGGACGAGGAAGAGAAUACGGUUGCCGAUAUUUCUCGCUUUCCAACCGAUGAUUCACAGCACAAGGAAAACAUUCCCCCUCGUCGCCACCGUCGCCUCUCUCGCACGACUUCACUGGUGAGCUCAAGAAGGCCACCGCCGCCAUUGAUGCGCAAAGCUUCGUUUCAUCAUCCAGAUAAAUAUCAACGCCUCCAAAAAGCUGCAGUAGCAGAACCCCAGCUCGACUUUAAAACUCUACUCGUUAGCAGCAUACGUCUCAAAGACCAGCCAUUUUCCGACUCCAGUUUCCCUCGACUAUGCUCCAAGAAGCUCCCACCGCCGCCUAUCGCAACCUCCCUAUCUACCCUUCAAACCCCCCCACUCACCACUACAACAUCCCAAUCUUCCUUAAUGUCACCCAUGACACCUCGCACGCCCCCUUCUUCUCCCAAACCUAAACCCUGGCGUGGUAACUCAGCCCUACCGAAAAGGCCACCCCUCCCACAGUGGGACCUGGUCUAUCCAGAUCUAGCGGUCAAGAAGACGGUGCUAGAUGCGGAGAUCCCGGAAAUACUGGAGGCAGACUGA